AUGGUCGAAGGUAAAGGAUUUUAAUUUUAUUUAUUUUUAGUUAAAAAUGAAAAAAAAUCAAUUCCAUUUCUUUUUAAAUUCUUGUACGUACCCUUUCAGAAGGGAACAAAGAUGAGCGCACCGAGCUGGUCGAGGCUAAAUCUUGGUCGGAAAUGGCUAGACUAUGGCCAAUUCACACUUUUUGCAUUAUUGGCAAUGAGUUCUGUGAACGUUUCUCCUUCUAUGGUAUGCGUACUGUACUGACACUGUACCUGUUGAACGUUUUAAAGUAUAACGAGAACCAAUCGACCAUUUUCUUUACCAUUUUCACUGCUUCCUGCUAUUUUACACCUCUUUUUGGGUCGAUUUUGGCUGAUUCUUACAUUGGGAAGUUUAAGUGAGUUAGUUUUUUGUCUAUAUACCGUUUUGUUAGCUUACAGUAUCUUGCUGUCUCAAAAAAGGCUUAACCAGAAAAAUAUUUUUUUUCCCAAAAUGUAUUUAAAUUUUAAAAAAAGUCUAAACAAUUAAUGCCAUUCAGAACAAUCAUAUCAGUGUCGAUAGUCUACACUCUUGGCCAGAUACUCCUUGCUUGGGCUUCAGUGUACGACCAAAAAUGGCAACUCCAUCCUUAUUUGGACCUGUUUGGUCUCUUUGUUAUUGCUGUUGGUACUGGUGGUAUCAAACCAUGUGUAUCGCCGUUCGGAGGAGACCAAUUUGAUAAGCAUCAGGUUACCAUGACCUCACUAUUCUUCUCAGUAUUUUACUUUUCUAUUAAUGCUGGAUCAAUGAUCUCGACUUUUGUGGCUCCUAUCUUUAGAGGUUGGUAUGGUGUUUACGUUUUACACUAUAGUAGUUUAAUGCUUUACUUAACAGUACUCAUUUUUAAGACGUCAAAAGCUAUUUUAAAUUUAAAAAAAUUUUCAGCUACACCUUGUUUGGGCCAAGACACAUGUUAUCCUAUGGCUUUUGGCAUUCCGGCCGUUUUGAUGAUUGUUGCUACUGGUAGGCAUAAUUUUAUAUUUAAAAAAACCUUGGUAUAAGGUUGUUCAAAAAACUUUAAAUAUUUGAACAGCCUUUUAAAUUUUUUUUUCUUAUUUACUUUUAAAAUUUAACUUUUAGUUGUGUUUCUUCUGGGAAGUCCUUGGUAUCGCCGUGGACAAAGCGGUACCAAUGUUCUUAAAGAUACCUCAGUUUGUAUAUUGGUAAGUAGCUUAACUUUCAAAAGUUUAUUACCAAAAGUAUUAAAUUUUUAAUUCUUAUUAUCUAAAGUCUUGAAUUUUGAAAUUUUAUUACCUAAUAUAUUAAGUUAUAUACUUAUGUUUUAAAUUUUAUAGUUUUAUUAACUGAAACCUUAAACCUGGAAAUAUUAUUGCCUAUGUAAUUUAUUAAAGCUAACUUCAGAAAGCCCUGAAAAACAAGACAAGGGCCAAAGAAUCCCGUCCACAUUGGUUAGAAUACGCCUUGACUGGUCAUGAAUGUAGAACUUCAAUUAAAUGUUUGAAAUUGAAGAAACGUCUUCAAGAUCCAACAGCUUGUGCAGAAAAGAAGUUUGUAAAUGAUGUGAAGACUCUACUUAAUGUAUCGGUUAUGUUCUUACCACUGAUCGUGUUUUGGACGUUAUACGAUCAACAGGGCUCCGUUUGGACUAUUCAGGUAGGUUUGUAAAGUUUAUGUUUAAUUACUAAUAUAGUUAUGGCAUAGCCUAGGGAUAAGAAAGGGAGCGGGCCGGUCUUGAAAAGAUUGGAAACGAGCCGGGCCUUAAGUUUGCAUACGGCCGAAAAAGUAGGGUUGGCCCGUUGUCUACCUUAAGCUUACAAUUAAUCAAAAAAAUUUUGGAUUGCUGUCCUAAAAUGAACUAAAAUCAGUUUAAAACUGGCAAUAUGUAAUCAAUUAAAAAUUUAAAAGUUUAUUUAAUUAUUCGUGUUUCUAGGCCAUUCAAAUGGACUGUCGUUUGUGGUGGGGCAUAGACCUUUUGCCAGAUCAAAUGCAAACUUUGAAUGCCAUUUUGAUUCUGGUCAUGAUUCCUAUCUUCUCAGCUGUCGUGUAUCCGUUGACUGAGAAAGUUGUCAAAGUGACGUGAGUUUUAAAUGCUACGAAUUUAAGAAAAUGGUCUUGUUGAGUACUAAGAGGUACAACUACUACGACUUAUACCGAAACUUUUGUGUAACGAACACAUUUAACACUUUAAUGCUAUUUGUUACACAGGAGUUUCGGCGUAUGUUAAGAUCUAAGUUUUGCAAAAAUUUACAGGCCUUUACGGAAGAUGGGUACUGGUGGAAUGUUGGCUGCUUUGGCAUUUGUCAUCUCUGGCUUUGUUCAAUUGAAAGUUAAUGUAAGGAUUUUCAUCUGUACCUUGUUCUCUUGGAUACUGACUCUUUUCCUUUACCCCCGUUCCUUCAUAUAAGCUUACUUUUUAUACUCUACUUUUUGUCAAUAUUUACCCCUUCUUCCGUUAUUUACCUCAUCCAUUCUAUUUAUAUUUAUUCUUCCCCCUCCUCCCCAUUUGUGCUAAAAUUUCGUUUCCAGACCACCCUGCCUAUCAUACCACACAAAGGCUUCAACUACGUUACAGUAUUCAACAACAUUCCCGAGUGUACGGUAACUGCUUGGGUUAAAGACGACCUUAACACUACAGUAGUUGUGGAUCCAUACUCAGCCAUGGAGAAUACGGUAGAAAGUGUACGGUUGUUUAACGUUGAGGCUGGUAUGACAACGUUUAAUUUCAAAUAUAAUGGCAGUGGUUGUGUAACUGACGUACUGCCUGAUCAUAUUGAAGUAGAUGUGGUUGCUGUGGAUAAGAAAGCGCCUUCUGUUGGGUAUAUUCAUCUUAGUGAUCAUGGGGUGUUUUACAGUACUACGUCGGCCGAAAAGCCUCAGCAAGGCACUGGAGAACAUAGCUUGUCGUAGGUGUUUGGAGGCCUAUUUUGGCAGUGUUUAUGUUAUAUUAUACAUAUAUUAUAAUUGAUACAGUACAUAGCUAUGAAAUUAUUGAUCAAAAUUUUAAGUUUUUAUUGUGGUACACAUACCACACUGUAUUACUUUUAAAAUUUUUGUAUUUUAGUGUUAUCAUAGCCACAUCAGAAGCUAAUUUUACGAAGAACAUCGCCGUAUGUCGUGUGAAAGAGGACAAUGACACAAGGUAUCCAUGUGAUCCUACAAUAUCUGAAGAUUUUUACUACUACCAAGUCGACUAUAAUGACGGUGAUGCUACUGACAUUGACGGCAAAUACCCAUAUUACACUAAAAAUGGUGUGGCUAAGGAUUCUGUAGCCACAGUAUUUGUUCCCACGGCUGUGAGGACGGGGACGUAAGUUGGGUCUUGUAGAACAACAUUAGUCCGUUCACUUAGUUCUGCGCCAUUUGACGCAAUAUACAAAAAAAAUAUAGCAGAUCCCGUACUUAAAAUUCCUAAUAUAAUUCAUAUAAACGUUACCUUUACCUGCAGAUGGCACCUGUACUAUAUGAACGAAACUCCCAAGUCGGUAGGUCAUCAAACCUUGCCAAAAGAGAACCUCACCCUAACUGACACUGGAGUAGAAUACGUCAAGGAGACUCAAGGCGGAGUAUAUUUGAUGUCGUUGACUGGGCAACAUUCUAGUCCAGUCGCGGCCAUGUUCCAGUCUGUUUCCGACAAUAAAAUCUCAAUUUUGUGGCAAGUGCCGCAAAUCGUGGUAAUCACCGCGGCCGAAAUUAUGUUUUCCAUCACUGGAAACGAGUUUUCUUACACUGAAGCUGCGGUUUCUAUGAAGUCCGUGGUUGGUAAGUGUAAUAUUAGGCUAAAGUAUUGUAGGGUAGGGUUGGGUAGGGAAGGUUGUUUUAUAGGGUAAAUUAGGGGGUAUGGUACGGUUGGGGAGGGUAUGGUGGAAUUGUAGAGUGGGAUAGCGCAGGGUAAGAUAAGGCGUGGUAGAAUAGAUUAAGCUAGGCUAUUUUAGUUUAUGGAAGGGUAGAGUAAAUUCAAAAACUUUCUUUACACCCCCAUCUUCAGGAGCUCUCUUCCUUCUAACCAGCUGUCUCGGUGAUCUUCUAAUCGUCAUAAUCACGGCCAUAGACCCAUUUGAUGACACUGCUACCGCCGCCUUUUUCUAUGCCGGAUUUAUGACUGUAGUCAUAGGCAUCUUCAUUCUGUUAGCAGCUUAUUUCUAUGAGUAUGCUCACUUUGGAAAUGAGCCCAAUAUGGAAUCAUUGGAAGAUGAGGAUGAUGAUGAAGAUGAUUGGAAACUAAUGGCUGAAUUCAAUGGGGAAUUGGACGAUAAAACAAGGUUGUAA
Bursaphelenchus okinawaensis is the source of this 4245-nucleotide messenger RNA. The record is from the annotation of a GenBank genome assembly. Lineage: Eukaryota; Metazoa; Nematoda; Chromadorea; Rhabditida; Aphelenchoididae.